This is a messenger RNA of Adineta steineri, 681 nucleotides long. Lineage: Eukaryota; Metazoa; Rotifera; Eurotatoria; Adinetida; Adinetidae. The record is from the annotation of a GenBank genome assembly.
AUGUUAAUUGUACCUUCUACUUAUGAAGAAAUAUUUAUUCGAACAAGUCAAAUAGAAAUAUUAAAAAUUCUACUUCACAAAUACAAUCAAUAUGAUAAAACAACAUGUGAACAAUAUGAUUCAUUUUUAACAAUUCUAUACAAUUUAUUUCAUACAGAACAAUUGGAUAUUAUUCAACUGAUUUAUAAAGAAAGUCGAAAUAUUCAAUAUUUAUUUUAUAGAUUAGAAACAUGUGAAGAAAUUGUCAAUAUAAUGAUUAAAAAUCGAGAAAAAAAACAUUUAUUUCAAAUCUUAUUGAAUGAUGAACAAUUAAGAAUAUGGUUUAUAAAUAAAGAUUUAUUAUUUAUUUUAUUAAAAAAGAAACAAGUGAAAAUUAUUAAAUAUUUAUUAAAAUUAUCACCAUCACUUAUUCAUCAAUUAGAUCAAGAUAGAAAUGAUCCAAUACUUUAUCUAUGUCUUCAUGUAUCUGGUUGUCGACAUCGUUUAAUUGAAUUUCUAAUCAAAGUGGAAUCUGAUUUAUCUCGUAUCAAUUCAAAAAAUAUCAAUUUUUUUAAUGCAUUACAAAUGACAAGAAACAAAAAAUUAUUAAACAAAUUAAUCGAACAUGAAAUCAUUCAAAUUAAUUAUAUUUCUACAGAAGUUAAACAAGUCAAUCAUAAUGUCAUUGAUAGUUUUAAUUAA